GAAGGAAAAGAAAGAGCUUAGAUGAUAAAAGUAAUUAGUAGAAAUUAAAUUAAUUUUCAAGCACAUUAUAAAUCUGUGGUGGAGAGAGAAUCUACAGCGACUGGCUUUGUGCCUCGACACACCUCGCACAUCAUCAGCUGUUUGUACUCCUCGGCCAGCCUUCGUGCGACGUGAAAAGUGUGAGGGAUGAGGCGACCUUUGCCUGAGGUGGUGACGGACAGGAGGGAGAGUGAGGGGGCACCAGCCACCACCCCUAGCGGCACGCGAGGGUUGGUGCAUCCCUUCCAGUCCCUGGCCACCAGAAUGCUGCUGCCAUCCCUUUGAAGCUGCCGCCCCUCUGCCCUCACCGCCCAUGACAACACGAAGAUGGUGAAGAAAAAGAAAUCUAAAUGUGUCGAAAGCAAAUCCUCGGAACCAGCAACACCCUCGCAGGACCAUGAGUGCUUAAAAGAUGAAAUUUAUGAGAACUUUUAUAAUUACGAACGGAAAACUCAACAUCCUCUCACAAGUUUGAAGACGAAAGUAAUAAAAACACAAAACGAGACUAAUUUCUGUAUUUUACUAGAGAAAGAAAAUGUGAACUUGGAUGCUCGAGGGUGAAAAUACCUAGAGGCGAAGAAAACGGGAUGCCAGUUGAUGUGCAAGAUAGAGGGACGGAGAGGGUGGUGUGAGGCGCGGGGGGAAGGUGACGAGGGCCCGGGUGGAAGACGAUGCGCGCCGUGGAGCCUGGCACACCACACCCCGCCCGCACCCUCACCCCGCAGCGCUCAGUACCGACGCCAGAGUUGCUGCAUCGCCAAAAUCCCUUCCUCCCUCUCCCCCCCUUCUCCUUCAUCUGCCCUCCUCCGCGUCCCACCAGCCUACUCCCAACCUAGCACCGUCCCGCAUCUCGCUCCAGACAGCUUCCCCAACCUCGGUGUUUGUGACGCGGAGGAGCGACUCCUGUCCAUUAACCCCGAGGGAGAGUGCUGGAGUGAGGGCAUGAUAGCUGGCAAGAAAACAGAAGGGUCUGUGGAGACUUGUCAGCGAAAAGAAGAGAGAAAGGCUGGGAGAAAAGCGAGAAAAGUCGAUCGCGGAGGGAAACAAAGCAGUUGGGUACAACGGACUCUGAGUGAGGCACGAGCGAGUGAAGCGAGAGUGAGAGGACUGGUACUCCAAUCUGUUUGUCGAGGAUUAGUUGCAUGUAAUCAUCGUCACCUUACCAGUCUCCGGAGGAACGAUCCACGAGAACUGCCAGCAAGGAGUGGUGCCUCCAUCCCCCACCUACGGUUCCUCGUAUGGUGGAUGUUGCCCACUCGGUUCAGAGGUAAAGCGUCAUCACCUGCUUCAAAUAAAAGGGGGAUGUGUUGUUGUUCCUCAAAGUCUUACGGUGUCGAGGAGAGUAAGCAUCGCUGCCCUCUCGCCCACACUGCGCACCAGCACCACGAUCCCAACAAUAACUUGCAAAACUACAAGCUAGCAGUAAAGGCCAAACAACCAGACAGAGAUCAAAUUAAGGCUGUAACCUGGGGAAGUACUGUCAUACGCCGGCUAAGAGGCAAAGUGACCUACUGGGGUCAGAGACAACGGAAACGCUGUAAACUAAAUAGUUUCUCGCUGUUCAGACGACGUCAACAUCUUACUACAUCCAGUUCAAAGACGAGUGCAAAUAUAAAGUCCUUUUACAAGAAAGUAGAAUAUUCAGAAACUCACAAUAAAGAAGAUUGGAGACACGUCCACACCGCAGAUCCAGGCACAGUGGAAGGCAUCAGUAAGCCAGUGUUGCGGGCGAGUGGAGCGGAGGGCGGCCAGCAGAAAGGAGACAAGGCUCCUGAUUCUCAUGGCCGACCGUGGUGGGCUGUCAACGGAAGUAACAGCGAAAGUGGUGACGACCCUGGCCAAUGCACAGGACAAUAUGCCAAUGACUCCAGGGCAAUACAUGAUGCCUCCACCAAAAAGUCGACACACAACAGGAGCUUCGACGUCUACACCUCCAGACGAAAAAAACUAUACAAAAGUAACGAAGGUUUGCAGCGCAGUGUGAGUAUUGAUCAGAGUAGAAGCGAUGACGACAAUUUCUUCAGCUUCAUUAAGUACAGAGACAAAUCACCUAAUAGAGGAGCUAAAACCGAAACUAUUUCCAGUAGUAGCGAAGAUCCAGCGGCUGACCUGAAGACAGUGCUUAGAUCAAGACCAAAUAAAUCUUCUGACAGGAAAAGGUCCAGCAUUGGCAGGCGUACUGAGGCUGCCCACAAGCGAUCUGGAGGCGAGUCCAGUCGGUCGAGACGCAGACAAGCUAAGAAGGUUGAGCGGUCGCCCAGCAGUCGUUCUUCCAGCUCGUCAAGAUCUGGAUCGGCUACAAGAGUCAGGGCGUCGGGAGGACUUGGUCUUGGAUCUACCUCUCGUGUAAAGAAGAACAGAAGUCCCAAGGAGACUAACGAAACUUUCCUUCCUGUUGAAGAUAACUGCAAAGAUGAUACUAAGGAAUUUCUUAGAAAACUAGAUCGUAUCCUCACUGACUUAGUGGAAAACGAAAAAAGAAAAAUUAGCAGUUACGGCCUGCCGAGUGUACAGAAUUCCACAGAGGGGGAAGUUUCAUUGAACAGGACGUCCAAGAAAAAAGGUCACAAACAUAAACACAGAAAGGCGAACAAGGAGCGAGACCAACCACACAUAGAUAAGGAAAAGGAAGAAGCAAGUCCCAGUCUGCAGCAACUACGGGCAACUCUCAGAACAGUUCGAUUGAGGAAGAGGCCCACGCAGCCCACAGCCGACGUCUUGGAUACACACUCUCGAUGUUUUACAGAAAAGCAGCCACACAAUCCACGCAUUCUCAGGUCCCAACAAGGCUCACAGCUACUCUCACACCGCUGUUACCAGCCGCCCAGACGUAGGCAGCCACGUUCACAGUUACAUGACAAACGUUACCCUUCAGAUUUUUGUUCAUCUGAUGAAGACAAAACGCCAAUAGAAGGAACAUGUCAGGAUAUCCCACAAAGGCAGCCUCUUGACGACACUAAUGGAGAUGACCAACAACAGCAAGCAAGUAGUUCUCACAAAGAGGAUGAGGACGACAUCUGCUAUGGCACUGACUACCACGGCUCUCAGGGCCCACCGGUCCGGCGGCCCACCACCAGCCCAUCUCAUCUAACGCAACGCUUAAUGGAGGCAGCUGAUUCAGGGGACCACAGCGUGGACAGUGCCUACACAGGAAGUCGCGGUGCCACACCCGAGAGUAUCCUGUAUCCCAGCGUGAAGCCCCGCCGCACGGGCAGCAGCCUUAACACACCAUUCACUGGAGCCCGGCCCCGCCCGUCACGGCUCCCCCGUUGCUCCCCUAAAGCAGAGCGACUGCAGCAACUCAAAAGAAAUAUCUUGAGCGAUAUACGAGAGGGCGGUCUGUACAGUGAUGAAAGCAUCAAUUCUCUCCUUGAACAGUACCGUAGACGUUAUUGCCAUUUUUCUUCUACAGAUCUCGCCUUGGUAACGCGGAGUAUUCAAGAUGACCUCGGGGUUAAGCCACGUCCUGCCGAGUACCUUUACCAGAUCUUGAUCACCUCUGAAGACGAUCACUCACCCUCGUCUACUCACAACACUACUGAUGCCACGACCACAGACACCACACUCCUGACGAAGGCUCCAUCUUCUGUCAGGCCUGGUACAUUUCAAUUGCAACACGAAGGUGGAGAGCAGCAGACCUGCUCUGCCCCAGCACCCACCCCAAUCCAUAACAGCAACGAUGGUGCCUCUCUCUUGGGCCAAGAAGAAGCCGAUGAGGCAUGGGCCAAGUCGGUGCUGGGGGAAGUGGCACCGGAAUUGGUCCAGGAGGCGAAGAUGGAGGCGAGACAGAGGCACCAAGAUGAUGAUGGUGAUGCGGAGUGUUCCACCUACGUCGCUGAUCUGUGUCAUCAGCUUCAACUUAAAAUAUGAAUCAAAAUAAGUAUAUAUUUUGAUCAAUAAACAAGAAUCAAAUACCUCGUUGUAAGUGCGCUAAGGAUUUCUUCUUAGGCUACCCUCAACCUCGCUCAGCCCAAGGCCUGGACAGUUUCUGUGUGGUGUGCGGUCCGACACCAGACCGCGCGUGCUCGUGAAGAUAGUGUUGUAUUAUUUUCAGGUGGGAUAAGUUCGAUGAUCUCGGCACUUUAGACAGUAAGAUGCGACGGUUCGUGUGGUCGCCCAAACGGGAGUUUGAGAAAAAAUAUGAAGCAGUGGUGCAUGAAGCUGGCGGGGCGCAAGCCUCUUAUAGAGGUUCGGUUCACUCUCGCCGAGUGGUUUUAAGCUAUCCUGUGUUUUACUCUCAUAUUACUCUUAUCUUUCACUGCCUUUGUGAGGAAAAAUAUGAUGAGUCGCACGGGCAACAUCGCGCAGAGACUACAAGAGCGUGGCGGCGAUGCAAACACGAAAUGGUGAUAGUAUCUAAUGACAACAAUAAUAUUAAUCAUUAUAACUA
Messenger RNA from Scylla paramamosain (green mud crab), 4429 nucleotides. RefSeq lists its product as uncharacterized. Bases 637 to 3909 code for a protein of 1090 amino acids. Lineage: Eukaryota; Metazoa; Arthropoda; Malacostraca; Decapoda; Portunidae. The record is from RefSeq and is a predicted model, not a curated record. The transcript is spliced from 4 exons.